GUCGAAAACCAAAAUGUGUGUUUGGUCCUUGGAAAUCCAAAUGUCUAUUCCUUCCCUAAGAAAUAGCAGGUUUCUUUCAUUACUCUCGUCUCCGACCAAUUCCUACAAAAUGUCCAGAACAAGAUUUCCUUCCAAAACCCUUCAAUCCAACCUAGAAAUCCCACGUACAGAACCAAACCCAGGUUCUGAAUCUUCCAAAGGCAGUUCUGCAUCAGAACUUUAUGUUUUUGUUAGGAAAAAGAGAGUGAUGAAGGCAGUGGAAAUCACCAAAAGAGAGAUUAAAGCGGAACCUCAAAGCCAGAAACCUUGUGGCCUACCUGAUAUUGAAGACUUCGCAUAUGGAAAGGCCAAUGGAAGUUUCCAGUUAAAUAAUUCAAUAUCUAUCUCUGAUGUGCCUUCAAAGAAAAGCAAAACUACGUCUCCUACCAUGCCAACAGCCAAACCACCUGCCAAUUGGGAAAAGGUCCUUGAAGGGAUUCACAAAAUGAGAUCUUCUGAAGAUGCACCGGUAGAUUCUAUGGGAUGUGAGAAAGCUGGUACUUCUCUUCCCCCUAAGGAAAGAAGAUUUGCUGUCUUGGUAUCUUCGCUUCUAUCAAGCCAAACCAAGGAUAAUGUUACCCAUGGAGCUAUUCAGCGUCUCCUUGAAAAUGGUCUUCUCACUGCGGAUGCGAUUGACAAGGCUGAUGAAGCCACCAUCAAGAGCUUGAUUUACCCAGUUGGAUUUUACCCAAAAAAGGCUGUCAACAUGAAGAAAAUUGCAAAAAUUUGUCUCGUGAAGUACAAUGGAGACAUUCCUAGUACAUUGGAGGAGUUACUCCUACUUCCAGGCAUCGGUCCCAAGAUGGCUCAUCUGGUUAUGAAUGUGGGGUGGAACAAUGUUCAAGGGAUAUGUGUAGAUACUCAUGUGCACCGUAUUUGUAAUCGGCUUGGAUGGGUGUCCCGGAUAGGCACAAAACAGAAAACUUUAUCUCCUGAGGAGACUAGAAAGUCCUUGCAACUAUGGCUUCCGAAGGAAGAAUGGGUUCCAAUUAACCCUCUUUUGGUGGGAUUUGGACAGACAGUGUGCACUCCUCUCAGGCCCCGCUGUGGGAUAUGCAGUGUGAGUGAUUUCUGUCCAUCAGCAUUUAAAGAGAAUUCAAGCACGUCGUCCAAGCCGAAGAAGUCUGGCCUGAACAAGAAACUAUGAUUAAAUUGCUUCACGAGAGGUUGUACAGGUUUUUUUUUGCGUGGAAGCUCAUGGGCAAAUGAAUUUUUUGGUCUCAAAGGCUCUAAUUGGUGCUCCACAUGUCAUCAUAGAUGAGUAGUUUUUUUUGUUGCAAAGAGUGUUUUAUGAGAUGGAAUUGAAGUUGGAUAGAUUCUUUUGGUAAAGCCAUUGUAGUUAUUACUUUUUCACCGAAGAUUGUAAUAUGAACCCAGAAGAUCAGAACCAGCUAUUUGGGAAAUUCUCUCUCGCUCUGUGUGUCUGUGUGUGUACUCGAACUUAUUGCAACACUAUUUUGAAUUUCUACUGAUUAUUAAUCCAAAUAUCUCCAGUUUGAUUAA
Messenger RNA from Cornus florida, 1542 nucleotides. RefSeq names its product endonuclease III homolog 1, chloroplastic-like. Gene Ontology annotation, biological process: nucleotide-excision repair; base-excision repair; base-excision repair, AP site formation. The record is from RefSeq and is a predicted model, not a curated record. Gene Ontology annotation, molecular function: oxidized pyrimidine nucleobase lesion DNA N-glycosylase activity; DNA-(apurinic or apyrimidinic site) endonuclease activity; 4 iron, 4 sulfur cluster binding. Bases 14 to 1186 code for a protein of 390 amino acids. Gene Ontology annotation, cellular component: chloroplast nucleoid; nucleus. Lineage: Eukaryota; Viridiplantae; Streptophyta; Magnoliopsida; Cornales; Cornaceae. The transcript is spliced from 11 exons.